This is a messenger RNA of Vanessa atalanta (red admiral), 552 nucleotides long. Its product is annotated as huntingtin-interacting protein K. The coding region runs from base 136 to 498 and encodes 120 amino acids. The record is from RefSeq and is a predicted model, not a curated record. Lineage: Eukaryota; Metazoa; Arthropoda; Insecta; Lepidoptera; Nymphalidae. The transcript is spliced from 3 exons. Gene Ontology annotation, biological process: negative regulation of apoptotic process; protein stabilization.
UAUCUCAUUAGGAAGUAACUACUCAAAAUAAGUUUUAAUAUUUGUUAUUAAUGUUUCUGAGUAUAUGAAUAUUUUUGUAAUACUACAAGAACUAACUGCUAUUAGGAAAAUAUUUUAAAAGAUAAAGUCAUAAACAUGGCCGAUGAAGAGGUUAAUGGUGAUACUGAUGAUAUACAACUAGAAAAAGACAAAACUCAAAAAAAGGCUGCAAAACACGAUAGUGGUGUAGCUGAUUUAGAAAAAGUAACUGACUAUGCCGAGGAGAAAGAAAUAUCAUCCCAAGACAUAUCUGGUGCUCUUUCAUUAAUUGGUGAUCGUAGAAAUAAAGAAGCAGCCGAAAGGCUUGAAAAAGAAAAGGAGCUUCAAAAAGUUUCAGUUAAAAAGGAUGACAUUGAAUUAAUAGUAAAGGAAAUGGAAAUCUCUCGGACACUAGCAGAAAGAACUCUUAGAGAACAUAGAGGUGACUUGGUGGCGGCCCUUACAACCCUAACAAAUUAAUGACAGACAGUGUUUGUGUUAUACAUGUGUAAUAGAGUAUUUUUAAUCUCUAAA